CACCCCUUCCUUCCCAUUCCUCGGAGAGUGGAGGUCUAGAGCAGAGGAGCACCGAAUCCAAGGUCGAGGCGAAGAAGGGAAAAUCGCACGAAUAAAAAUUCAAAAAAAAGGGGAGGAAAGAAAAAAAAAAAGAAGGAAAACCUGAAUCCCCUUGCGGCUCGUGCUUCUCCUCCUCCCCCUCCCCCUCCCCCUCCCCGAGGCAAAUCCUUCCUUCCUUCCUUCCUUCUCCCCCUCGCGAUCCUCACGCGCCUUCCUUUCUCUAGGGGAGGCGGCCGGCGAGAUCUGCCCGCGCCGCGCGCCUGCCCGCGCUGUGGUGAGGGUUUUGUCGCGUGAUGGCGUCGUCGGGGAAGAUGGAGGGGCCGUCGGCGCCGGCGCUGCGGCGGGACCCGUACGAGGUGCUCUCCGUGCCCAGGGACUCCUCCGACCAGGAGAUCAAGUCCGCCUACCGCAAGCUCGCGCUCAAGUAUCACCCUGACAAGAACGCUAGUAACCCCGAAGCAUCAGAGCUCUUCAAAGAGGUUGCAUAUUCAUAUAGUAUCUUGUCAGAUCCUGAGAAACGGAGGCAAUAUGAUACUGCUGGUUUUGAGGCAUUGGAGAAUGAAGGAAUGGACAUGGAGAUUGACUUAUCUAAUCUUGGAACUGUGAACACAAUGUUUGCUGCACUUUUCAGUAAGCUGGGUGUUCCAAUCAAGACCACAGUAUCUCCUAAUGUUCUUGAAGAAGCUAUGAGUGGAACAGUUACAGUGAGACCACUUCCAGUUGGAUCAUCAGCAACGGGAAAGGUUGACAAGCAAUGCGCUCAUUUUUUUGGUGUAACAAUAAGUGAAGAACAAGCCCAGUCAGGCAUUGUGGUCAGAGUCACCUCAGCCGCACAAAGUAAAUUUAAGCUUCUUUUCUUCGAACAAGAAAUUAAUGGAGGUUAUGGACUAGCUCUGCAGGAAGAUAGUCAAAAGACUGGCAAGGUGACAUCUGCAGGCAUGUAUUUCUUGCAUUUUCAAGUGUAUCGUAUGGAUUCCACAGUCAAUGCGUUGGCAAUGGCGAAGGAUCCUGAGGCUGCAUUCUUUAAAAGGUUGGAAGGUCUCCAACCAUGCGAAGUGUCGGCUCUCAAACCUGGAACUCAUAUAUUUGCUGUAUACGGUGACAAUUUUUUCAAGCCAGCUAGCUAUACAAUUGAAGCAAUGUGUGCAAAGAGUUAUGAAGAUACAACACAGAGGCUAAAGGAAAUAGAGUCUAAAAUUCUAGAGAAGAGAAAUGAUCUGCGCCAAUUUGAAACCGAGUACAGAAAAGCUUUAGCACGGUUUAAAGAAGUGACCGACAGAUAUACCCAAGAAAAAGAAGCGGUUGAUGACAUGCUAAGAGAAAGGGAUGACAUCCAUUGCUCUUUCACAACCGAACGAACUAUUGUGAACUCUGUUGGAGCUGGUAGCAGUAGUAGAUACCCCGCUGAAAGUCCCGAGAAUGGUAAUGUAGAUGGUAAAGAUAAAUCAGGUAAAAAGAAGUGGUUCAAUUUGAAUCUCAAUAGAUCUGACAAGAAAGCCUGAGUAAUCUUUCAUCAAAGUGCGUCCACUGUUGUACAUUUCAGAAGCCCUAUUGUAUUUGUGCGUUGUGAUCUAUACCGUUACCAAUUCUUGGGAGUUUUGUAGCGUUAGCAGUUUUGGAUACAUCAUGAAAGCCAUGUAUUAUCCUUCUUUAAAUUCCAUGUUCCCGUCUUCCAUUUCUUCCA
This is a messenger RNA of Oryza brachyantha (malo sina), 1723 nucleotides long. Its product is annotated as chaperone protein dnaJ 15. NCBI's taxonomy places the organism in Eukaryota, Viridiplantae, Streptophyta, Magnoliopsida, Poales, Poaceae. Bases 333 to 1541 code for a protein of 402 amino acids. The record is from RefSeq and is a predicted model, not a curated record. The transcript has 12 exons.